AUGGAAGGACACAACAAGACACUGGUGACAGAGUUCAUCCUGCUGGGACUCUCCCAGCAUCCCUGGGCACAGGUCCCAUUCUUCUUUUUUCUGCUGAUUGUCUACAUGGUGACUCUUGUGGGGAACAGUCUCAUUUUGGUGCUAAUUUGGCUUGACCCUCAGCUCCACACCCCCAUGUACUUCUUCCUCAGCAACCUUUCCUUCCUUGACAUCUGCUACUCUACCAGCUCUGCCCCCCAAGUUCUGGUAAACUGCUUUAGAGAGAAAGCUACCAUCUCCUACAAGAGGUGUUUGGUCCAAAGUUACAUUUCCCUUUACCUAGGCAUGACUGAGUGCCUGCUCUUGGCUGUCAUGGCCUAUGAUCGCUUUGUGGCCAUCUGCAUCCCACUGCACUACACCAUCAUCAUGAAUGGAAAGGUCUGCAUGAAGUUGGCAGCAGCCUCCUGGACCAUCACCCUCAUCCCAGUUCUUAUCCCAGUAGGGACACCACAAAAACGCCUAUGUGGACACAAUGUCAUCAACCAUUUCACGUGUGAACUGCAAGUGCUUCUCAAACUGGUGUGUUCUGAUACCAGCGACAGUGAGAUUAUUAUGCGGAUCUCUGGUCCACUGCUUCUUGUGGUGCCCUUUGUCUUCAUCAUGGCAACAUAUGCACACAUUGGCGUGGCCAUGCUGCGUAUCCGAUCAGCCCAGGGGAGGAUCAAAGCCUUUUCCACCUGCAGCUCCCACCUGGCUGUGGUUGGCAUAUUCUAUGGCACAGCCAUGUCCAUAUAUCUGAGGCCUCAGACCAAAUCUGUCUCAGAUCAGGACAAAUUAAUUUCUGUGUUCUAUGGCAGUGUGACUCCCUUGCUGAACCCCCUGAUCUACAGCCUGAGGAACAAGGAUGUGCAUGGGGCACUGAAGAGAACAUUUGCAAAGGCAAAGUCUGUGUAUAUCUGA
Messenger RNA from Alligator mississippiensis (American alligator), 939 nucleotides. RefSeq names its product olfactory receptor 13H1. Gene Ontology annotation, molecular function: G protein-coupled receptor activity; olfactory receptor activity. Bases 1 to 939 code for a protein of 312 amino acids. Gene Ontology annotation, biological process: G protein-coupled receptor signaling pathway. The transcript has a single exon. The record is from RefSeq and is a predicted model, not a curated record. Gene Ontology annotation, cellular component: membrane. Lineage: Eukaryota; Metazoa; Chordata; Crocodylia; Alligatoridae.